This is a messenger RNA of Pollicipes pollicipes, 931 nucleotides long. Its product is annotated as ganglioside-induced differentiation-associated protein 1-like. Lineage: Eukaryota; Metazoa; Arthropoda; Thecostraca; Pollicipedomorpha; Pollicipedidae. Bases 17 to 931 code for a protein of 304 amino acids. The transcript is spliced from 7 exons. Gene Ontology annotation, cellular component: mitochondrial outer membrane. The record is from RefSeq and is a predicted model, not a curated record. Gene Ontology annotation, biological process: mitochondrial fusion; mitochondrial fission.
GCUGUACCAUUUCCCUAUGUCAUUUUACUCUCAAAGGGCGGUCCUCACGCUGCAUGAGAAGGGACUGGCGUUUGAGGAAGAGCUGGUGAACAUCCAGGCGAACGAACAGCACCGACCCGAGUACCUGCAUAUCAACCCCAAGGGUACCGUGCCCGCGCUGCAGGAUGGUGUCAAGGUCAUCCCGGACUCGACGCUCAUCAUGGAGUACCUGGAGGAUAACUUCAGCGACGGGAAAUUUCCGCGUUUGCUUCCCCUGGACAAAAGUUCUGAGGAAUACCGAAAAGUGACCAACUUCACCGAGGAAUUUCUCAAGCUGGACAUUCCUGUCUUCACUUAUGGCACGUUCCACAAUGAAGAGCUACGCCAGAAAGUUCGACUUCCUCGGAUGAUGCUGCGCUCUAUUGUGAACAAGACCCGUCCGGCGGAGGGCAAGAACCCGUUGGUGCUCGCUCGCGUACUGCAUGCCAUGGAAGAGGUGCCCGAGGCACGCGAGGUGCUGCAGAACAAGGUGGACUCCAUGAAGAAACUUGCUGACGGCAUGCUGGACCCGGAGAAGCACCGGCAGGCCAUGCGAGAGCGGGCCAGCUGGUGGCUGUGCGGCGCCUCCUUCAGCCUGGCCGACGUCGACCUGUGCGUGCUGCUCAACCGCAUCUGGAUGCUCGGCCUGGAGGAGCGCCUGUUCACGCGCACAGGGACUGCCUUCCAGAAGACCACGGCCAUGCCCUUCAAGAUUCGUGCCCUUCUACUGGCUGAAAGGGUCGGCUCCUACCUGCCGCUGGUGCUCGGCCUGGGCGCCAUCCUGGCGGCCGCGUAUGGAAUCUACGCUGCGCGCCGUGAACCGACGCCUACAGGAAAGGUAGGCGAUGGACAGGCGCUGGGUCGGCCCGAGCGGCAGCGGGGGCCGCAGCCGUCGGCCGAGAGCGAGCUGUGA